GGGCAAAAAAAAAAAAUAAUCAAAACCAAUGCGCGAAUUCUGUCAUCAAACAAAAAAUCACCUGAGACUCAAAAACGAGUCGUAUUUUCGUCAAAAAGCACAAUUAAAUGCAAUAAAUAACGAUGAAACCUACAAUAGAUAUUGACGCGUUACGUACGGAGCAUGAAUCUGACGAGCAAUGGGAGGUUCGACGUAACUUUAUGGAAGAACAUAAGGACGAUUUUGAGGAAGGCGAAUUAAUAACUUUGGCUCAAUUGUUUACUAAUAUUGAGUUUUUGGGAUGUCGAUACCCACCAGCAACAAUGAAAAGGAUAGCCAAGCUUUCAGAGAAGGUGUCAGCCAAAUACAGAGAAAGCAGAAAGAAUAAACUUAAAAGAACAUUCGUACAAGCCAGUGACGCGGCAGAGCAGAAGGCUAAGAGAACUUUUACUAAGUAAAGAUAGUUAUAAUUAAUGUAAGGGACUAUAAUAAAUA
Messenger RNA from Helicoverpa armigera (cotton bollworm), 474 nucleotides. Its product is annotated as partner of xrn-2 protein 1-like. The coding region runs from base 123 to 437 and encodes 104 amino acids. The transcript has 2 exons. The record is from RefSeq and is a predicted model, not a curated record. NCBI's taxonomy places the organism in Eukaryota, Metazoa, Arthropoda, Insecta, Lepidoptera, Noctuidae.